CGCUCUCCUGCUAGGCCUCGCCGCGUUGACGAUAGCGAGGAGGCGUCCCACAGCGGCCGCUGAAAGGAGGAGGCGUGUGACGGGGAGGAGGCAGCAGCAGCAGCAGCGGCGGCGGAGGGAGGAGGAGAAGCGGAGCGGCCGGAGCUUGAGGCGGCAUCGGUGGAAGCAGCCAGUGGCCCGUCCCCUCCGCCCCCAAGUCGAACAUCAGCGGCGCCCAGCGGAGAAGGGGGGAAUCAGCGGGAGCCCUGCCCAGUGGGGCCUUCGCCCGGUCUCCCAGCUUCCUGAGCCCGGCACUACCCUACUCCCUCCACAGCUCGUUCGCUCCCUUCCUGCCCAACGCCAUGGCGGCGGCGGCGGCGGCGGCGGCAGCUGAUGCCAGCAACAGUAGCGGUGGCGGCGGCGGCCGAUACCAGCAGUUGCAGAAUGAAGAAGAACCUAGUGAUAAUCUGCAAACUGCUAAUGAUUUCCCGCCACCUUACAGCAGCAUUUCUGGAGAAAAUUCAGUGUAUUUUGACUACAAAGAUGAAGCUGGUUUCCCCAAACCUCCUUCUUAUAAUGUAGCCACAACACUGCCUACUUAUGAUGAAGCUGAGCGAACUAAGGCAGAAGCUACCAUUCCUUUAGUUCCAGGAAGGGAGGAGGACUUUGUGGCAAGGGAUGACUUUGAUGAUUCUGACCAGCUGAGAAUAGGAAAUGAUGGCAUUUUCAUGUUGACUUUCUUCAUGGCAUUCCUUUUCAACUGGAUUGGAUUCUUUCUCUCUUUCUGCCUGACUACCUCAGCAGCAGGAAGAUACGGGGCCAUUUCUGGAUUUGGUCUCUCUCUCAUUAAGUGGAUCUUGAUUGUCAGGUUCUCCACCUAUUUUCCUGGUUACUUUGAUGGUCAGUACUGGUUGUGGUGGGUGUUCCUCGUAUUAGGCUUUCUCCUGUUUCUCAGAGGAUUUAUUAAUUAUGCAAAAGUUCGGAAGAUGCCCGAUUCAUUUUCCACUCUUCCCAGGACUAGAGUUCUCUUUAUUUACUAAAGACAGAUGUUUUCUGGCAACAUCUUCCUGUAUUGAAUCCUCCCUCAAAUAGUAAGUGGACAGCUGCAGGAACCGAAUCAAGAUUCUGAACACAGAAGAAGAAAAAUAAUCACCUGCUUUAAAAGAAAUAAAGUACUGUUGAAAAAAGAGAAACAUUUCUUUCUAUUUGUUUCUAGAUGUAAAAUUUUAAUAGUUUAACGCAGAACUCCUGUAAUCAUUGAUUGAAUCAUUAGUGGCUAAUGUUUGAAAUGGCUCUUGCAAUCAAGUCUGUGAUGUUACUAAUAAAGCCUUAUAUAGUAUUUGUAGUCAUUUAAAUAGCAUGAGCUAUUGCCCUGUAGCCCAGAAGGGGUCAGUCUUGCUUUUUGUUUUCCUUAAAAAAUGAACUUUCAAUAUGUUCUGGUAAGAUAUGUAAUAAUGCUGGCCAUUGUGAAGGGAUGUUUUCAGAACUUUAGAAAAUUGUUUUGACUGUAUUUCUGCACAUAGUGUGUAUCUGUUGUUAAAAUAAAUUGAAAACAACCUGGAAGUAAAACUUA
Heteronotia binoei (common prickly gecko) is the source of this 1552-nucleotide messenger RNA. It is a transcript of the gene NDFIP1, whose product is annotated as Nedd4 family interacting protein 1. Gene Ontology annotation, cellular component: endoplasmic reticulum; Golgi apparatus; perinuclear region of cytoplasm. The transcript has 8 exons. NCBI's taxonomy places the organism in Eukaryota, Metazoa, Chordata, Lepidosauria, Squamata, Gekkonidae. Gene Ontology annotation, molecular function: WW domain binding. The record is from RefSeq and is a predicted model, not a curated record. Gene Ontology annotation, biological process: ubiquitin-dependent protein catabolic process; vacuolar transport; metal ion transport. Bases 342 to 1019 code for a protein of 225 amino acids.